AAAUAAUAUUUUCAAUGUAAUAAUAGGAUAGUAAGUUUGAUGAGAAUUUAUACUCAAGAUAAGUAGCUGUAUUGGGAGCAGAGACAUAAUCAAAAUUGAUUUAAAUGAAAUGUUUUAUUCAUGGUUUAAGAGGGGUAAUAAGAUAUAUUAUGGCAAGUUGGGAUUAGAGAUAGCAAAGAAUUUGAUAUUGGCAGGACCAAAAUCUGUAACUGUAUAUGAUCCAACAGUAUUAGCAGUAUCAGAUUUGGGAUCAAAUUUUUAUGCUUCACUUGAUUAAGUAGGAAAAGUAACAAGAUAAGAUGCAGCAAUAAAAUAAUUGAAAGAAUUAAAUCCAUAUGUGAAUGUAGAAAUAUAUUCUGGUUAAUUAAAUGGUGUUAGUUUGAGUGAAUAUUCAGUUGUGGUUUUGACAGAUGUUUGGGAUUAGAAAUUUAUAACAGAAGUAAAUGAAGCAGUGAGAUAAAAAGGACAUGGAUUUAUUUUAGCUCAUUCAUCAGGAUUAUUUGGAUCAACAUUUGUAGAUUACUCAGAUGUAAAAUGUUUGAUGAUAUUCAUAAUAGAAAUUUUAAAUAUUUGAUCCAAAUGGUGAAGAACCAAAAUAAGCAAUAGUAGCAGGAAUAACAAAAGAAGUUGAAGGAAUAGUAAGUACAAUUGAAGAAAAAAGACAUGGAUUUUAAGAUGGAGAUAGCAUUACAUUCAAAGAAGUAGUUGGAAUGACAGAAGUAAAUGAUAAGAUAUUUUAAAUAAAAGUAUUAUUAUUAUAUAUAUAAAAAUAGGUUAAAUCACCUUAUAUGUUUAGUAUUGGAGAUACAACUAAGUUUUCAUAAUAUUUAAGAGAAGGAAUAGCUGUUUAAGUAAAAGUGCCUUAAGAUAUUUAAUUUAAAUCUUUUAAUUCUUCAUUGAGUCAUCCAUUUGCUCCAGAAAAGAAUGAAUUAGAUUUGAUGGAUUGGGAAAAGAUUGGAAGACCAGAAUAAUUACAUAUAUCGUAUAAUGCAUUAUUAUAAUUCAUAUAAUAAAAUGGAAGAUAACCAGGUUUAUUAAAUUAAGAUGAUGCUUAAAAAGUAUGGGAAUUAGCAUAAUAAAUAAAUUUAUCAGAUAGAGGAUAAGGAGCUAUUAAAGCUGAAUUAGAUGAGUAAUUAAUAAAAAAUACAUCCUUAUAUUUCUCAACAUAAAUUACCCCUUUAACUUCAUUCUGGGGUGGAAUUGUAGCAUAAGAAGUUGUUAAAUAUACAGGUAAAUUUACACCAAUUAGAUAAUGGUUACAUAGUGAAUUCUUUGAAGCUUUACCUGAAACUGAAGUGAAUAGAACAUUAUAAAAUAGUUAAUAUGACGAUUAUAUUGCAAUCUUUGGAAGAGAGGCUUUAUAAUAAUUAUAAAAUUCUAAAAUAUUUAUGGUUGGAGCAGGUGCACUUGGAUGUGAAUAUAUUAAAAUGUUUGCAUUAAUGGGAUGUGGAAGUGGAACUUAAGGUUUAGUGACUGUUACAGAUGAUGAUAAUAUAGAAGUUUCUAAUUUAAAUAGAUAAUUCUUAUUUAGAAAAAAUAAUGUUGGAUCUAAUAAAGCUGCUACUGCAUGCAAGGUUGGUGAAUUAAUGAAUAAAACAUCAAGAUUUAAAUCAUAUGCACUUAGAGUUGGUAAAUAAAAUGAACCAAUCUUUAAUGAUUAAUUUUGGGAUGGAUUAGAUAUCACAAUUAAUGCAGUUGAUAAUGUUCAUGCUAGAAAAUAUAUUGAUUCAUAAUGUUGCUAUUAUGGUAAACCAUUAUUUGAAAGUGGAACUCUUGGAACUAAAUGUAAUUCUUAAUUGAUUCUUCCAAAUUAAACAUAAUCUUAUAGUGAAUCUUAGGAUCCACCUGAAGAUACUAUCCCAUUAUGCACAUUAAAGAAUUUCCCUUAUUAAAUUGAACAUACUAUUUAAUGGGCUAGAGAUUAUUUUGCUGGAUUCUUCGAAGAUGGAUCUUAAGAUUGUAUUAAAUAUUUACAAAAUCCGGUCAAUUAUCUGACUAAAAUUUUAGCUGAACUUAAAGCUUAACCAGGAGUAUUAAGACCAAAAUUAGAAUCAGUUAAAAAAUUUGCUGAAGUUGCUAAAUAACCAACUUUAUAAGCAAUAGUAGGUUUAGCUAAGAAUAUGUUCUAAGAUAUUUUUUGUAACCAAAUAAAAUAAUUGCUAUACUGUUUCCCACCUGAUCAUAGAACAUCAGAAGGAUAAUUAUUUUGGACAAAUCCUAAAAGACCACCUAGUCCAAUUGAAUUUGAUCAAAAUGAUCCACUCCACCAAUUAUUUAUUCAUAGUGCUGUUAAUAUUUUUUCUUAAAUAUUUGGAUUACCAAAAUAAGAUGGAUUUGAUGAGAUUGCAAAAAUCUUACCUACAAUAUCACUAUAAUAAUAUGUACCAAAAUAAAUACAAAUAAAAGAGAAUGAAAAAGAUUAAAAGGAAGAGAAAUCAGAAGAUGAUGAAACAUAAAUUUAAGCACUUGCUAGAGAAUUAGAAAAGUUAACUCUCGAAAAUAAAGAUGUUACAAAAUAAUUAUAGGAAUGUGCUUUUGAAAAGGAUGAUCCAACAAAUUGGCAUAUUGAAUUUUUAUCUGCAGUUUCAAAUCUUAGAGCAAGAAAUUAUAAAAUACCAGAAGUCGCACCAUUUUAAGUAAAAUUAAUAGCAGGUAAGAUUAUUCCUGCCUUAGCUACUACAACUGCAAUGAUUGUUGGUGCAGUUGGAUUAGAAAUCUUAAAAUAUAUCCUAAAGAAAAAUGUUGCUAAAAUGAGAAAUUCAUUUAUUAAUUUGGCUCUACCACUUUUUUUGUUUUCAGAACCAUUACCACCUGGAGAACAUUUAGAUUAAGAAUAUAAUGUAUUGUUAUUAGGACCAACAAAAGCAGUACCACCAAGUAAAAUAUUUGAUUUAUUUUUUAGAAUGGACAGCUUGGGAUAGAGUAACUAUCAAUUAAUAGAUGACACUUGGAUAAUUCAUAAAGUACUUUAAAGAAAAGUAUGAUGUUGAUGUCUCAUCUAUUACAGUAGAUUAAUAUAUGGUUUUCUCCAAUUAUCCAGCACCAUCAUAAGAAACGUAAAAUAUAUAUUCUAUUAUUAUUUUAGUCUUAAUAGAGAUCUAGGUGAUUUAUAUGCUGAAAAAACAAAUCAAAAACUUCCUGCUCACAGAAUUUAUUUAGACCUUACAGUUGGUGGAGAAUUAAUUGUUAACGGAUGUGAAGUUAAUGCUGAUAUUGCCCCUGUUAAAUAUCAAUAUAAAAAAUGAGUUAUUCAAUAAAAUAAUAAAAUUAAUAUUUAACAG
Molecule: messenger RNA, 3281 nt
Organism: Paramecium sonneborni
Lineage: Eukaryota; Ciliophora; Oligohymenophorea; Peniculida; Parameciidae
Source: the annotation of a GenBank genome assembly